GGAUCUUAAGAGGUCAGAUCUUCAUGAAGGAAUCAGGUUUUUGGGGAAUCUGUUCUGUGCAGCAGCAGAGAGAGAACAGCAGACAGGAGAGAAGAUCCUGCAGCAGUUAUCAUCAGUGUGCAGACAUAAAUCAUUCCCUUUUAAUGAAAGAUACAUGGAUGAGGAACAUCAGUGUGAUUUCCUGCUGGAUCUGUACACCCACAUGAAGGACUGUGAAACUCAAACAGGAUUCAGAGUUCUUCCAUCAUUACGGUCAGUUUUCCAGUCAGUUCCUGCAGUCUGGAUCAUAAACCUCUCAGAGAGAAAGACCUCCAUCCUCCUGGAAGUGUUGAAACUCCAAUCAGAGAAGAAACCAGUGAAGCUGACAGGCUGCUCACAUGAAGACGGUGAAGUGAGGAGUUUUCUACAGUGUCUGCCGUAUAUCUCACAGCUCAGUUUGGAUCUUAAGAGGUCAGAUCUUCAUGAAGGAAUCAGGUUUUUGGGGAAUCUGUUCUGUGCAGCAGCAGAGAGAGAACAGCAGACAGGAGAGAAGAUCCUGCAUCAGUUAUCAUCAGUGUGCAGAUAUGAAACAUUCCCUUUUAAUGAAGGAUACAAGGAUGAGAAACAUCAGUGUGAUGUCCUGCUGGAUCUUUACACCCACAUUAAGGACUAUGAAACUCAAACAGGAUUCAGAGUUCUUCCAUCAUUACAGUCAGUUUUCCAGUCAGCUCCUGCAGUCUGGAUCAUAAACCUCUCAGAGAGAAAGACCUCCAUCCUCCUGGAAGUGUUGAAACUCCAAUCAGAGAAGAAACCAGUGGAGCUGACAGGCCGCUCACAUGAAGACGGUGAAGUGAGGAGUUUUCUACGGUGUCUGCCGUAUAUCUCACAGCUCAGACUGAGUGAAGAGAAUAUCCAGCAGGUUCUGGACCUCCUGCUUGAGAUCCCGGACCAGGAAUUGAUGUCCAGGAGUAGGUUUGAUGUAGACCUGACCUCGUGUUGUCUGACCUGGGAUCUUCUUCACAAUCUGCUGCAGAAGUCGUCAUCUCAGACCAUCAUUGUGGAUCUGAGGAAGAACCGCUUCUUACAGCAGAACCCUGGACGUCUGCUGCCAUUUUUGGACCAGAUUUUGUUCAGAAGGCCCGGUCCCGUCUUCACGAGGACCUUCAUCAGAGAACUCUACAGAGCUCGUGCUCGUCACAUGAUACCCAGUUUGCUGAGGUCGUUGGAUCAUGUGAUCAGUCUGAGUUGCACAGAGCUGGACUUGUUGGACUGUGAUGGUCUGCUCUUCAUCCUCCAACACAGUGAUGUUGUUAAACUGAACCUGAUGUGGGCCUCCAUCCCAACAGAGAGAACAGAGUCCAUCCUCCUCAGACUGGACCGGGUUUCUCAUCUCAGUGUGGACAGGAACCAGCUGCUGGGGUUCAUCCGCUGCUGCACUGCCUCUUCCAGCCAGCAGGAGGCAGCGUCAGGUCUGCUGAGGACUCUGCAGCAUAAGCUAGAUCUGUCCUGGUCGUCCUGUGUGGCGCUAUCAGAGGACGAUCAGGCCGAGCCUUCAGGUCUGACUGAUGGAGACUGCAGGGCCAUCUCUACCAUCCUUAGAUGCAGCACCCAGGACACACAGCUCCUCCUGACCGGCUGGCAGGUGAAGGACAGCGGCUUGGACCUGCUGUUCCCCGUCCUGGACAGGGUCCGUCUCAGUGUCAGUAAGCCUGUGCUCCUCCAGCUGCUGUCCCUGGUUCCUGUGAACAGAGAGACGGACACGGUGAGACGGGCGGAGUUCCUGAACAAAUCCGUGGGUGGAGAGCUGGAUCUGAGUCACAGCACACUGGAUUUGUGGCUCUGUGUAGUUCUGAACCAGAUGCUGGACAUCUGUGAAGACCUGACAGAGCUGGACCUCAGUCACUGUCAGCUCACAGACCAUCUGCUGUCCCUGCUCAUCACCCAGCUGCACAAAGUCCACGUCCUGGAUCUGAGUCAUAAUCUGAUCACUGAUGCUUCCACUGAUGUGCUGCUGCAGCUCGUCUCCAUCAACCCCUCCAUCAGCUCUGUGAGACUCUUCAACAACAACAUCACAAACAUGACGGCCUUUAGGAGACACCAGCAGUUUGAAAUCUGGUGAAGCAUCCGCCACUCAAGGGUCCUGUCACCACCAGCCCUUAAAACCCGUCUCCUUGACGACAGCCAUCCAUCUUCUACACCUGCUUCCUCCUACUCAGCGUCUCAGGGGUCUGCUGGAGUCUGUUCCAGCUCUCCUCAGGGUUUAUCCGGAUAAGUCCGUCUAAGGGCUUCGUGACGACAUACCUCUCGUUUCUGAGCUGCUCCUGUCAUGGAGAUCAUGAUGAUGUCACUGUAAUGAGUUUAUUUGACCCUUUUAUUCUCUUUUGAUCAAAGAUGUUAGUGGUGUUGGGAUGUUUCAGCUCAGUUGUGGAUCAAUGAUCCAGGAAACAGCGCCAGCUGGAUCCACUCAGGGCAUUCAUUUGUACUAUAUAUGUAUAAGUUUCCUUUGAAGAGUCUUGAAAAUAAACAACUUUGGAC
Cololabis saira (Pacific saury) is the source of this 2514-nucleotide messenger RNA. RefSeq lists its product as uncharacterized. The record is from RefSeq and is a predicted model, not a curated record. NCBI's taxonomy places the organism in Eukaryota, Metazoa, Chordata, Actinopteri, Beloniformes, Belonidae. The transcript is spliced from 8 exons. The coding region runs from base 155 to 2098 and encodes 647 amino acids.